Molecule: messenger RNA, 705 nt
Organism: Phodopus roborovskii (desert hamster)
Lineage: Eukaryota; Metazoa; Chordata; Mammalia; Rodentia; Cricetidae
Gene: Ccdc194
Product: coiled-coil domain containing 194
Exons: 4
Coding region: 1-705 (234 amino acids)
Source: RefSeq, a predicted model, not a curated record
AUGGCAGAGCCGGGCCCGGAGCCGGGUCGUGCGUGGCGGCUGCUGGCCCUGUGCGGGGCUGCGGUGUUCCUGGCAGCAGCGGCGGCCGGAGGGGCGCUGGUGGCCUGGAACCUGGCGGCCUCGACUGCCCAGGGCGUACUCUGCCCUGAGCCCGAGCAGAUUAACGCCACGGUGUGGACCCCAGACUCGACACCUGAAGUCGAAGAACUGCGGAGGCAGCUGGCAGAAGCUGAGAGGCUCCAGGAGAGCCUGGCUACGCGGCUGCAGCGUGCUGAGGGCGAUAGGAGGGAGCUGGAGGUGGUGUUCAAGGCCUGCAAGGACCGCCAGAGCUGGCUUCAGACCCAGCUGAAGACCCUGAAGAUUGAGAUGGAUGAGGCCAAAGCUCAAGGCACACAGAUGGGGCUGGAGAAUGGAGAACUGACAGAAGCCUUGGCUCGCUGGGAGACAGCAGCCAUUGAGUCCAAGCAACUGCUGGAAGCCACUCUACAGCGCGUAGGCGCAGCAGAGGCAGACGGAGAAGCUUGCGUUGGCCGCGAGGCGGCGCUGAAGGAGCGCAUUUACGCCCUGGAAGCCGAGCUCGGCAACCUGCAGAGAGUAUCGCGCCCCCGCCCCCGCUCAGGAUCCAGGUCCAAGCCCAGCAUCCACUCCCGCCCGAGGUCUGGACCCACUAAGAGUUGCCGGAGGCCACCUCGUGACCCCCAGUAA